Molecule: messenger RNA, 324 nt
Organism: Klebsormidium nitens
Lineage: Eukaryota; Viridiplantae; Streptophyta; Klebsormidiophyceae; Klebsormidiales; Klebsormidiaceae
Source: the annotation of a GenBank genome assembly
AUGGCCGACCAGAACGUGUGGUACAGGAUCCCGCCCACUCCACGUGUCAUCCUUCCCGCUGUCGCGGCCGCGUUCACGGUGGGGGGGCUCUUCUUCCAUCUUGUGAGGAACAAGAAGAUCUUCGGGGGCUCGAUUCCGCGGACGCUGACGCCGGAAUGGGAGGACGCAACGGACCUGAAAAUGCACGCGUGGCCCCGGGAGGCGAGCGAGCACCCGGUGGCAAUCAACCCCAUCCGGCGGGAAAACUUCUACGUCAGAACGGACAACCGGUAUGAAGAACACGAGAUCAGGAGAAGCAUCGGAAAAAAGGCUGAGAAGCUUUGA